Messenger RNA from Brachypodium distachyon (stiff brome), 1391 nucleotides. RefSeq names its product probable uridine nucleosidase 1. The coding region runs from base 140 to 1123 and encodes 327 amino acids. Gene Ontology annotation, biological process: purine nucleoside catabolic process. Gene Ontology annotation, cellular component: cytosol. The transcript is spliced from 9 exons. NCBI's taxonomy places the organism in Eukaryota, Viridiplantae, Streptophyta, Magnoliopsida, Poales, Poaceae. The record is from RefSeq and is a predicted model, not a curated record. Gene Ontology annotation, molecular function: purine nucleosidase activity.
ACGACGAGCCAACGAACAGGAGAGGGGAGCUGACAAGUCACCCGCCGCGGAAGCCAGUGGAAGAGAGGUUGCUUGCUUCACGGGCCCUGCCGCUUCCUCCGGUCGCGCGCGAUCCGCUCCAUUGGUCCGGAAAUCGAUCAUGGGGCAGGAGGGCGACGGGCAGAUCCGCCGCCGCGACAGGGUCAUCGUCGACACGGAUCCCGGCAUCGAUGACAGCAUGACGAUCCUAAUGGCGUUCGAAGAACCAAGCGUGGAAAUCAUCGGGCUGACAACCAUAUUCGGCAAUGUCACCACAGAGAACGCUACUCGCAACGCGCUCUUGCUGUGUGAGAGAGCAGGACAUCCUGAGGUUCCAGUAGCCGAGGGCAGCCCUGAGCCCCUAAAGGGAGGAAUUCCACGCGUCGCUGACUUUGUUCAUGGAUCUGACGGUCUUGGUAAUUUGUCUCUCCCUGCACCUACUACUAAGAAGGUUGAGGAAAAUGCUGCUGAGUUCAUGGUUAACAAGGUCUCCGAGUUUCCUGGAGAGAUCACUGUACUCGCACUGGGACCCCUGACAAAUGUAGCAUUGGCUAUCAAAAGAGACCCUUCUUUUGCAAGCAAGGUGAAGAGAAUAGUUGUACUGGGUGGAGCGUUCUUCGCUGCUGGAAAUGUCAACCCGGCCGCUGAAGCAAAUAUCUAUGGAGACCCAGAUGCAGCUGACGUAGUUUUCACCUCAGGAGCAGAUAUCGAUGUGGUUGGCAUUAACAUUACAACUCAAGUCUGUCUUACAGAUGAGGAUCUGUUAGAGCUAAAAAACUCAAAAGGAAAACACGCACAGUUCUUAUGUGAUAUGUGCAAGUUCUACAGAGAUUGGCAUUAUAAGUCUGACGGUUUCCAAGGGAUUUUCCUCCAUGACCCUGUGAGCUUUACAGCCUUAGUUCAUCCUGAGUACUUCGGAUUCAAGAAGGGCGUUGUGAGAGUUGAGACCCAGGGCAUUUGCACCGGCCAUACUUUGAUGGAUCAUGGACUGAAAAAGUGGAAUACAGAAAAUCCAUGGUCAGGUUACACGCCGAUUUCAGUUGGAUGGACAGUCGAUGUGCCAAAGGUCCUCGCAUACGUGAAGAAGCUGCUCGUGACACCCUAAGUAAUACCACGACCUUUUACUGGGUAUCCUCCGAGAACAAGAGAAUUAUUACGACUGUUUGAGCUGAAGUGUAAAAUGAUUCAGAUCAACUCUCACGGUCAACAUAAUAUUUUCUGUUUUUAGAAGCAGAAGCAUAGGAGGAAGGGGAAGCUUCCUAUCGAAAACAAACAGUGGGGUACAUUCUGCACAUGACAGACAGCAUUAUGACACAUUGCUUUCAGAAGUUUAUACCGAUUAAUUUCAAAUUUGGAAACAACUUUCCUAUACA